UCUCCACACUGUUAACGGGACUGUAAUGCUGCCUGUGUUUGGUUGCUAACAGCAUUCACCCUGAGUGAAGGGUCAGGAUCAGGACCAGGACCAGGAUCUCUCCCGAGAGCACCAGAAGGAACAGAACUGAGGAUGUCUCGAGAGCAGAAGGCCGUGGAACGCGCCAGGAAGGCAUUUGCAACUGGCCGCACCAAAUCGCUGGAGUACCGCAUCAAUCAGCUGAAGAAUCUGCAGCGCCUCAUCGAGGAGAGGCAGAAGGAAAUCGCAGACGCUCUCAAAAAGGACCUCAGUAGGAGUGAGGUUGGCACCUGCCUAUAUGAAACUGUGGGUCUGGAGGGAGAGAUCCAACUGGUCAUAAGGAAUCUGGCGAAGUGGGCUGCCCCUCGGCCAGCAGCUAAAAACCUGUUGACCCUUUCGGAUCAGUUGUACAUUCAGCCACAGCCUCUGGGAGUGGUCCUCAUUAUCGGAGCCUGGAACUACCCCUGGGCUGUCACCAUCCAGCCCCUGGUUGGAGCCAUUGCGGCAGGCAAUGCUGCUGUUAUUAAACCUUCUGAGGUGUCUGUUCACACUUCAAAAGUGAUGGAGGAGCUCCUGCCAUUGUACAUCGACAAGGAGAUGUACCCUGUUGUGACUGGUGGAGUUUCAGAGACUCAGGAGCUCCUGAAGCAACGUUUUGAUCACAUCUUCUACACUGGCAACUGUGCGGUGGGCAAGUUGAUCAUGGAGGCAGCCUCUAAAUACUUAACCCCUGUUACUCUGGAGCUGGGUGGAAAGAGCCCUUGUUACAUCGAUAAAAACUGUGAUCUUACCAUUGCCUGCCGCCGUAUUGCUUGGGGAAAGUACUCAAACUGUGGUCAGACUUGCAUCGCCCCAGACUACAUCCUCUGCGACCCCAGCAUCCAAGACAGAGUUAUUGAAGAGAUCAGGAAAUGUGUGAAGGAAUUCUACACUGAUGACCCCAUAAGCUGCCCAGACUAUGGACGCAUCAUCAACCAGCGCCACUUCAAAAGAGUGAUGGCACUGGUGGAAGACAGCACUGUGGCUGUAGGAGGAGAAAAUGAUGAGUCCCAGUGCUACAUUGCCCCCACAGUCCUCAGGGAUGUGCAGCCAGAAGCGAAAGUGAUGCAAGAGGAGAUCUUUGGGCCUCUGCUGCCCAUCCUCAGUGUCAGCAGUGUGGACGAAGCCAUCAAAUUCAUCAAUGAAAGAGAGAAACCCCUAGCCCUCUACAUCUUCACCUCAGACAACAAGCUGAUCCAGCGUAUGAUCUCAGAGACUUCCAGUGGUGGAGUAUUGGCCAAUGACUGCUUGGUUCACUACUCAGUCAGCUCUCUGCCUUUUGGUGGUGUUGGCAACAGUGGGAUGGGCAGCUACCAUGGAAAGUUCAGCUUUGACCAUCUGAGUCACAUGAAGGGCUGCCUAAUCAAGCAACUGAAAAUGGAGGGGGCAAACCAGAUGCGCUACGCCCCACACACGGCCAAGAAGUUAAGCUGGGCUCGCUUCUUUGUGCUCAAAGAGGCGCAGCUGAGCAAGCUGGGCCGUUUGGCUCUACUGGCUAUGCUGGCUGUCGUCGCUGCAGUUAUAAUACAGAGAUACUUUGCUGACUAAGGGAAGUCACAGUUUACACCAGAGUUUGAGGAAAACAGGAUUUUGGUCACGUAGUGGUCUGUAUCCCUGCUUAAGCGCUGCUCCACUCCCCUGCCUUAAUCUGAAAGGGCCUUGAACCCAGCCACUGUAAAUCACUUCUCAUAACAAUGCUGCAUCUAAUGAAGGCUAAAUUAGCUUCAUGCUAAUUGAUAACAGUUUCCUAAUGUGACAUUUGUGUUAUAGCGGUUUUACUCUGUGAUUAAUUUGUUUAUAUCUGUUAGCUCUGGCUGAAGUACAUUUAUUUUUCCUGUUUUCAAAAAGAAUUUUUUAGAAUAAUUUUUCAAUGAAGGAAGAGAAACAUUUCACAGUGAUUUAGUGCUGUUGCACUGUAGCAUCAUACCAUCUAUCUCAGUAUAUCUCACUGUAUCUCACUUUAGUAAUGUUUAUAACAACACUUUUUAGUUAAAAAUGCACAUUUCAAGAAGGUUUUUUUGAGAGUUUACUCAUAAAAUGAUCAGAAAAACACUGAUAUUCUGCUGCUUGCAGGGCAGGAAGAUAAUUGAAGAAUGGGUUCGGUCUACUUUAUAUCAAUUAUGUGCUGAUUAUUAGUUGAAAAUGUUCUAUAAGUUGAAAUAUUGAAAGACUGCAAAUACAUAACUUCAUAGCAGAGAUGAGUCAUUCCAAAAGCAGAUGGUGAAAGCACUUGCACAUUUUGGUGUUUCUCCCUGAUGACUAAAUGAGUUUCUCAGCUAAUUAUAAGCCUUUGGUAAGAUUUAAGUGUGUCUUUAAGUGACUAUUGGUUAUAUUAAUAUGGAUCACUAUUGGUUAUAUUAAUAUGGAUCGGUAUUGGUUAUAUGAAUAUGAAUUGGUAUUGGCUAUAUUAAUAUGGAUCACUAUUGGCUAUAUUAAUAUGGAUCGGUAUUGGUUAUAUGAAUAUGAAUCAGUAUUGGCUAUAUUAAUAUGGAUCACUAUUGGUUAUAUUAAUAUGGAUCGGUAUUGGUUAUAUGAAUAUGAAUCAGUAUUGGCUAUAUUAAUAUGGAUCACUAUUGGCUAUAUUAAUAUGGAUCAGUAUUGGCUAUAUUAAUAUGGAUCACUAUUGGUUAUAUUAAUAUGGAUCACUAUUGGUUAUACUAAUAUGGAUCGGUAUUGGCUAUAUUAAUAUGGAUCGGUAUUGGUUAUAUGAAUAUGAAUUGGUAUUGGCUAUAUUAAUAUGGAUCACUAUUGGUUAUAUUAAUAUGGAUCGGUAUUGGUUAUAUUAAUAUGGAUCGGUAUUGGCUAUAUUAAUAUGGAUCGGUAUUGGUUAUAUGAAUAUGAAUUGGUAUUGGCUAUAUUAAUAUGGAUCGGUAUUGGUUAUAUGAAUAUGAAUCAGUAUUGGCUAUAUUAAUAUGGAUCACUAUUGGCUAUAUUAAUAUGGAUCAGUAUUGGCUAUAUUAAUAUGGAUCACUAUUGGUUAUAUUAAUAUGGAUCACUAUUGGUUAUAUUAAUAUGGAUCGGUAUUGGCUAUAUAAUAAUAUGGAUCGGUGUUGGUUAUAUGAAUAUGAAUUGGUAUUGGCUAUAUUAAUAUGGAUCACUAUUGGUUAUAUUAAUAUGGAUCGGUAUUGGCUAUAUUAAUAUGGAUCGGUAUUGGUUAUAUGAAUAUGAAUCAGUAUUGGCUAUAUUAAUAUGGAUCACUAUUGGCUAUAUUAAUAUGGAUCACUAUUGGUUAUAUUAAUAUGGAUCAGUAUUGGUUAUAUUAAUAUGGAUCGGUAUUGGCUAUAUUAAUAUGGAUCACUAUUGGCUAUAUUAAUAUGGAUCGGUAUUGGCUAUAUUAAUAUGGAUCACUAUUGGUUAUAUAAUAUGGAUCACUAUUGGUUAUAUUAAUAUGGAUCGGUAUUGGCUAUAUUAAUAUGGAUCACUAUUGGUUAUAUUAAUAUGGAUCACUAUUGGUUAUAUUAAUAUGGAUCACUAUUGGUUAUAUUAAUAUGGAUCGGUAUUGGCUAUAUUAAUAUGGAUCACUAUUGGUUAUAUUAAUAUGGAUCACUAUUGGUUAUAUUAAUAUGGAUCGGUAUUGGCUAUAUUAAUAUGGAUCAGUAUUGGCUAUAUUAAUAUGGAUCACUAUUGGUUAUAUUAAUAUGAAUCAGUAUUGGCCAUAUUAAUGUGGAUCAGUAUUGGCCAUUUUAAAAUGGAUCACGAUUGGCUGUUAUUGUGGAUCACUAUUGGCUAUAUUAAACCAGAUCCGAUACCACUCCUUUGUUAAAGCUAUUUUACGCCAUUGCGCACUGUUUACACUACUUUUGUAGAAGUGAUAUAAACUGACUUUAUCCACAUAUGACAGUGAGGCAUUUGAAGUUUGAAAUUUGAAGUGUGUGGCUAUUACACAGCAUAGAUAUUAGAGCAACUUGACAUGUGAAGGACCUUUUACUGCAGCAUUGCAAAGUGGUGAUCUAGCAUAUCCUCCCUAAUGCAUAUGAAAUGUGCACUGUUCAGCUGUAUUAUAUACAAAAAUACAAAUAGCAGAUCAAACUCUAUCAACAAAUGCUUAAUAUUAAAAGACUCAGAUAGAGGCAGAAGAACUGUAUUGGGACAUCCCUAGUAAACUCUAUAAAGUAGAGUGCAGAUGUAAUUCUUAUUGUUUUGGAUUGCUGCUUACUGAUGUAGCAGACUUAUUAAGCAUUACAUUCACAAUAUUGAUUUCUGAGAGCACAGCAAGAUGUCCUAGAAAUGCAUUCCCCUACUGUUUCAGAGUAUUUGAAGAUUGUACAUCUCCUUGUUCUUACAUUUCAAUUUUUAUUAACUCUAAAAAGUGAAUUUUAUGAAGGCAUUUUUAUCUGUAAAAUAAACACAUUUUUAAAGAGAUGAGUUUUUUUUUGACGCGUUUCUGGUUUUGUGUUUAAUUGUGUAGGUAAUAUCAUGGUUUAGUUAAGCAGCGUUUUUUUCUGUUAGAUCUUACAGAAUUGUGUUGAAUUUUGCUCUGUGUAUUCAUUCUAAAAAGCAUUCUUUUGGUGAAAUUUCAGCACCACUAAUACAACCAAUAUGUUAUUA
This is a messenger RNA of Colossoma macropomum (tambaqui), 4605 nucleotides long. It is a transcript of the gene aldh3a2b, whose product is annotated as aldehyde dehydrogenase 3 family, member A2b. Bases 133 to 1605 code for a protein of 490 amino acids. Gene Ontology annotation, cellular component: cytoplasm. Gene Ontology annotation, biological process: aldehyde metabolic process. NCBI's taxonomy places the organism in Eukaryota, Metazoa, Chordata, Actinopteri, Characiformes, Serrasalmidae. The record is from RefSeq and is a predicted model, not a curated record. Gene Ontology annotation, molecular function: aldehyde dehydrogenase (NAD+) activity. The transcript has 11 exons.